Molecule: messenger RNA, 2364 nt
Organism: Hymenoscyphus albidus
Lineage: Eukaryota; Fungi; Ascomycota; Leotiomycetes; Helotiales; Helotiaceae
Source: the annotation of a GenBank genome assembly
ACGCGACUGAAUAGGUUGACCGCGUUAAUGACAUAGGAGCUAUACAAGGCCACCCUAAUUUUCUUGUGAAGCCCUUGUUAUUUUUCGAGAUACCUAAAGACCUGUUUACGAGUUACGAAUACCCCCAUUUCCUCCCAACAUGGCGAUGAGUAAGUGUCUCCCCAAAUAUUUUGGAGAUUUGAGCUAAUGAGUGCCUUGUAGAUAUUGAUAUGUCCCAGGGUAAGAAGAAACCGAGCUGGAACUGGGGUCUAUGUGCUAAUAAUGUUUGAUGGCAGCUUCGGUCAUCAAGGACGAACAAGGACGGCCAUUCAUCGUGGUUAGAGAGUAGGAAACACCCCCUCCAAACAAGCUACCCCUCUAACUCUUCGCAGCCAAGGAAAGAAGAAGCGUCAACACGGAAACGAAGCCGUCAAGUCACAUAUUCUCGCCGCCAGAACAGUAGCCAAUAUUGUCAAGACCUCAUUAGGACCCCGCGGGCUCGACAAGAUUCUCAUUUCCUCUGAUGGAGACAUCACAGUCACAAAUGAUGGAGCCACUAUUUUGGGACAGAUGGAGAUCUCCAACCACGUUGCGAAGCUACUCGUAGAGCUUUCAAAAUCACAAGAUGACGAGAUUGGAGACGGCACAACAGGUGUGGUUGUUUUGGCAGGUGCAUUAUUGGAACAGGCAGCGGAACUCAUCGACAAGGGAAUCCACCCAAUCCGAAUAGCAGAUGGUUAUGAUCAAGCUUGCGAUAUUGCCGUUGCUGAGUUGGAGAGGAUCGCGGAUACUAUCGAGUUCACGAAAACACAUAAAGAGAAUUUGGUAAAGGUCUCGAGGACAAGUUUGGGAAGCAAGAUCGUUUCCAAGGCCCACGACCAGUUUGCAAAUAUCGCUGUAGAUGCUAUCCUUUCCGUCGCAGAUCUGGAACGCAAAGAUGUCGAUUUUGAUUUGAUCAAGGUUGAUGGAAAGGUUGGAGGGUCGCUCGAGGACUCUUUACUAAUUCAGGGUGUCAUCGUCGACAAGGACUUUUCUCAUCCACAAAUGCCAAACGAGGUUAGAGAUGCUAAGAUUGCUAUCUUGACAUGCGCCUUUGAGCCACCGAAGCCAAAGACCAAGCACAAGUUGGAUAUCACAAGUGUGGAAGAGUUCAAGAAACUACAGAACUACGAAAAGGAGAAGUUUGAGGAGAUGAUUGCUCAGAUCAAAGAGACUGGUGCAAAUCUCGUCAUUUGUCAAUGGGGUUUUGAUGAUGAAGCAAACCAUCUCCUGCUACAAAACAAACUGCCCGCCGUCAGAUGGGUGGGAGGACCAGAAAUUGAGUUGAUCGCCAUUGCAACCAACGGACGAAUAGUACCCAGAUUCGAGGACUUGUCAGCAGCAAAACUCGGAAAGGCAGGAGUCGUCCGAGAGAUGAGCUUUGGUACAACAAGAGAAAAGAUGCUGGUUAUUGAGGAAUGUGCAAACACAAGAGCCGUCACCAUCUUCGUUAGAGGGAGCAACAAAAUGGUAACUACAUGCUUUUUCGAGCCACAUAUGGAAUUUGCUAACGUGUAACUUCAGAUCAUCGAUGAGGCUAAACGAUCUCUUCAUGAUGCUCUUUGCGUUGUUCGAAACCUUGUACGUGACAACCGCGUGGUCUACGGUGGCGGUGCUGCAGAAAUCGCGUGCUCUCUUGCCGUGGAAGAUGCGGCUGUCAAAUCCCCAGGACUUGAACAGUACGCUAUGAGAGCCUUUGCAGAUGCUCUCGAUGCUGUGCCUAUGGCCCUCGCCGAGAACUCUGGAUUGUCCCCCAUCGAGACGCUUGCCAGCAUCAAGAGCCGACAAGUUACCGAGAAAAACACGAGACUGGGAGUGGACUGUAUGCAAACUGGAAGUAAUGAUAUGAAAGAUGCAUUUGUUAUUGACCCAUUGAUUGGGAAGAGACAGCAGUUGAUGCUGGCAACCCAACUUUGUCGCAUGGUCCUGAAGGUCAAUAAUGUCAUCAUCGCAGGAAGCGAUGAGAACGAAUUCUAGGAAGUAAAUGUACCAUAGGUUUUUUAUAUUAGGCCAAAGGCAUUUUAACUAGAAGAGUUCUUUCCUGCUAUUGUUGAAGAAGGCGCCUUGCAAGUAGUAUUCCCAUGACCCAGAUAUACAAUUUCAUGCUAAUCUGCUCAUGUUAUGUAGGGGUUUGCUAGACUGGUGGCGAUGCGAAGAUUGACAAUGGAACCCCCUUGCUCACCCCUCAAAUGAAACAGAAAUGAUCUACGUGAAGAUGUUUUGCUUACAGAUCAGGUUGGCAUUUCCUUAGUAGGACGAGGCUAAACGAUAGUUGAGGUACUUGAGGGCACCGUUGAGUCGCCGUUAUGCUCAAUUAUUUUAGCACCUUUGCUCGGGCGGCUGCAG